AUGUCUCGGGCCAGCGCUGGACCCCCCCCCCGGGCGCGUGGAGCGCGCGAGAGGCGGCGCCAGAAGCGCCGCCAUGUGCCGCCGCCAGGCGCCGCCUGGGGGGGGGGGUCAGCGCUGGCACGAGAGCUCCAAGAGUCUGCGCUUGUGCAGAUGAUUCUCCCUCUGGACAUGGACGCCCACAACGCGGCGGCGAGGACGCCGAACCUGCACAGGCUAUCGAAGUCUGGGGCGAGACUGGACAGGCACUACGUGUUCAAGUACUGCUCGCCGACGCGGUCCUCGUUGCUGACCGGCCGCCUGCCCAUUCACGUGAAUCAGAACAACAACGCGAAUUCUUGA
Prorocentrum cordatum is the source of this 339-nucleotide messenger RNA. The record is from the annotation of a GenBank genome assembly. NCBI's taxonomy places the organism in Eukaryota, Dinophyceae, Prorocentrales, Prorocentraceae.